This is a messenger RNA of Pocillopora verrucosa, 1131 nucleotides long. RefSeq lists its product as uncharacterized. The record is from RefSeq and is a predicted model, not a curated record. Lineage: Eukaryota; Metazoa; Cnidaria; Anthozoa; Scleractinia; Pocilloporidae.
GGCACAUUUUGGCUGGAAUAACCUGCAAGAAAUGCAGCCACCAGUUUGGGAAAAAACUAACUGAAUUAGUACCUCCUACGGUCUAAAUCUUUGCAUCUCGCGUGACUAAGCCGUUAUGCGAUCGCUUUAUGUUAGGUCACGCAUUCAAAGCGUGUCACGAGACUUUUAAAUAAGGAAUUCUUCGUGUAAAUCAAAAGUGUCAGUGAAUUUCGGUGAUUUAGGAACAAGUUUUAAACCUAAAAUGGACGAUGGAAAAGAUACAACAGGUUUGGUGGCUUUUGGUGUAGAACACAGCGUGGAAACGGAUUUCAAUUCGGUGCCACUGAAAACAGCUGAAAGUGUUGACGAUAUUCAAGUGAUUACUGCUGAACCAGUGAGCACAACAAUCUCUGCAUCAUCGUACCUUAGCCCUGCUGUUGGAGGUGCUUCCCCGUCCAGUGACUGCAGCUGUGAGAUGUGCUGUACUAAUUGUAUGGAGUGUGUUAAAUGCUUUUGGGAAAGCCUAUGUUGUUGCUUAGAGAAACCAGAAGAAUGUAAUGAAUGUUUGGAGACAUUGCGAUGUUGUGUUGAUAUUUUGUUGUGUAACUAAUACAUGUGAAUAAUUACUGGAAAUAUAUGAAAAUCAUAUGUGUGCACUGCGGUGAAGAAAUUAGAUAUAAGCGGUCCUCGCAGCUAUAAACACUGCUGAACUAGUGAUUGAAAUGAGACCUGAAAAAAAUUCAGGCCCGUACGGGAUUUGAACCCAUGACCUCUGCAAUACCGGUGUUGCGGCUAUCUGAAAAGGUAUAUGUUAAAGCUUGUUCUUCUCAGAGAUUUCUUUUCAUGGAAUUUCCAUUCAAACUAAGAUCGUAAAUAAAGCGUUAACCUUGUUUAUAUCCGUUAACCUUUGUGAUAUGCUGAGGAUCAUACCACUAAAGAGUCAAUCUACACUAAGUCACGCUGAUUCACGCUACGUCACGCUAGGUGACACUCAGUCUAACUGUCACACACGUACAAGCUCACGCUCGGUGGUCUUCCUCGUCCAUGCCCCUGUCUCGCUCUUAAUUCAUUUAACAGUAAAAUAUAAUGCAUCAUAAAUUCAACGCGUAGAUUUAAGACCUAACUAUUAUUAUCAUCAAAAUUGUUAUUAUU